GAACCUCGACAUCUCUCCUUUGCUAUAAAGUCCUAGACCAUCCGCUAUAAAACCCACACAUCCGCCCCCUUCAUCUUCACUAUUUCCCAACCCCCAAAAGAAAACGAAAAGAAGGAAGCAAAGCCAUGGAAGAGAAAGGAUGCAGCUCUGAAGGCCCAGAGGUAAGAAAAGGGCCAUGGACUAUGGAAGAAGACUCGAUCCUCGUGAACUACAUAGCCAAUCACAGCGAAGGCGCCUGGAACUCCCUCGCGAAAUCCGCCGGCUUGAAGCGGACUGGAAAGAGCUGCCGGCUCCGGUGGCUGAACUAUCUUCGGCCUGAUGUUCGACGGGGCAACAUCACUCCCGAGGAACAGCUCCUCAUCAUAGAAUUGCACUCUAAGUUGGGAAACAGGUGGUCGAAAAUUGCUAAGCAUCUGCCUGGAAGGACUGACAACGAGAUAAAGAAUUACUGGAGGACCAAAAUUCAUAAGCAUAUCAAUAAGCACAGAGACACUUCUGUUCUAUACAACUGUGAUGUAAGCAAACAAUAUAAGCACCAAGGGGACACCGGUUGGAUGGAUAUCGGGACGACUACGGGGUACCCUACAGGAACAUGCUUCUCUCAACCAUCGCAUAAGUUAAUUCAUGCGUCGAUUUGUAGGUGGUCGAAAAUUGCGAAGUAUCUGCCCGGAAGGACUGACAACGAGAUAAAGAAUCACUGGAGGACCAAAAUCUAUAAGCAUAUCAAUAAGCACGGAGACAGUUCUGUUCUGUACAACCGUGAUACGAGCGAACAAUAUGAGCACCAAGGGGACACCGGUUGGGUGGUAAUCGAGACGACUACGGGGUACCCUACAGGAACAUGCUUCUCUCAACCAUCGACAUGUCAAGGGAACACAGAGGUCUCUGGUGCCUCAUCACUAGCCGAGCCGGGCACCAGUCUCGUCGGUUGGAGCCUGGAGGAUCUCUUGUCAAUAUAGUUGCUGAAUAUAGUAAUUGAAGAUAUUGAUGUAACUAUAUGAAUAAAUGCAUUUAGCUCCCUAUAUUAGUAUAUUUGUAGUAAUAAAGCUGUCCGACCUACGUCUAAGAUUUCGGAUAUGAAACCGUGUAGUGUAUAUAUAUAUAUAUAUAUAUGAUUGAUAACUCUUGUACUUUUAUA
Punica granatum (pomegranate) is the source of this 1138-nucleotide messenger RNA. Lineage: Eukaryota; Viridiplantae; Streptophyta; Magnoliopsida; Myrtales; Lythraceae. The record is from RefSeq and is a predicted model, not a curated record.